AUGUUGGCAAUUAAUCAAUCACAAUCCAAUAAUAAUAAGAAACAAUCAGCACUUGAAUUAUUAUUAUCAUUAAGGACACUCUCCGAAGAUGGAGAAGUACCAAAUUCACCACCCUCAUAUAUAAUUGAUGAGGAAAACAUAAAUAAUAAUAAUAAUAAUAAUCAAUCAAUUAAAUCAAUAUCACCAUAUAUGAAGCCACAACAACAUGUUGGCCAAACAACACCGGUGACUAGUUCACCACCUUCACUCUCGUCGGUCAAUCCAACACCUCUGACGACACCACCAUCGAUCAAAUCAUCACCGCACUCUAUCAACUUUAUAACAAAAUCGCCAUCGCCACCACAUUCACCGCCAUCGUUCAGCGAGGUGCCAACAGUCAAGAGCUCGCCACUCGAAAACAGCCCACCCUUGACGCCACCAUUCAACACGGCCAAUGCCCUGACGUCCAGCCUCGACGCAUCGCCUCUCUCACUGCCAGUUGCACCACGACCCUGUAAAUAUCCACUGUGCCUGCUGUGUCAACGCGGUCCACCUUUAAUCGUGUUGAAAUGUCCAACAUGGUCCACCAUCAUGCGUGUAGUAUUCUACUCAUUGUCCAAGAGUAUGCCAGACCGACUCUACUACAAUCUACGCACUGAUGUCUAUUCCUGGAUGUGUGAUCACUGGGACUACCUGUGCCAGCCAUCCAAAGAUAAGUCACAUAACUGGCGCAAGCAAGUCCAAGACAUGUUGAGUCAUAGCAAGAAUCUGUUUGAGUCUGGAACGGAUCACUUCAAACAGAAUGGCUUCUGGAGACUGAAGCCUCAGAUGGACAUUGAUCCAUGGACCAUCAAGAAGCCACAGCGCGACAAGUCCAAGAUAUCCACAUCUUCGACAACUUCGCCAACAAAGAACAAGCAUUCAUCGGAUGAGAAUGGCCAGUCAUCCAAGAAACUGAGACUUAGCUAUUCCGACGUGGAUGAGUGUCCUGAGGAGAUGGACGCAGACAUCACUGACUACUUGAUCGAGAAUGACAAUGAUGUGAGACUGGAGAUUGAGUCUGUAAAUAGGGAGAUCAAUGUGAUGCUGCAGCAGAUCAAAGCAUUGAACACUAGUCUUCAGUGGCAGCAGCAACAGACAUCAUGUCGAUCAUCGGCAAUGAUGAUACCCGAGAAGUUUGACCUCCGGUCAUCAACAUCAUCAAUGUCAUCGUAUGGCCAGGAGUUGUCGAUGGGAGUCAUCAGACGCAACAGCAUCAAUGGCAACAUCAAGCAGGAGGGAGCCGCCUUCCUUCUUCCACACCUGCGUCCAAUGGAGUCCAUAUGUGACGCCAAGUAUCAGCUGUCCCAUAUCGUUGGA
Messenger RNA from Acytostelium subglobosum LB1, 1338 nucleotides. RefSeq lists its product as hypothetical. The annotation marks the transcript as partial. The record is from RefSeq and is a predicted model, not a curated record. The transcript has 3 exons. NCBI's taxonomy places the organism in Eukaryota, Evosea, Eumycetozoa, Acytosteliales, Acytosteliaceae.